CAACCUUCAAAAAGCAAAGGCUUUCCUUCUUUUGGUUCUCUAAUAUUCCAUCUUCCUUACAAACACAACUAGCAGCUUCGUUAGGGUUUCUGUUUUUGGUCUCUCAGAGCUUCAUCCAAAUCCCAACCCCUCUCUCUCCUCUCUUUCUAUCUCUCGUACAAAUUAAUUCAAAUGUGUCCUCUAAGGUUCAUCUUGGUCUUCUUCUCAGCAAUCCUUGCAGGAUACUUCGCGUGGAGGACGGUUUGUUCUUCUCCCGACGGAACCGACAUGAUGAUCUCACAGCUGGAUUCUACUAACAACGAAAAUGCUAUAGGAUCACCCAAACAAGAAGAAGAUGCAUUCAAUUUUAAAACUAUGAUUCAGAAUGGCUUCUGGGUGUUUGUGGACAUGGCCAGCGGGAAAUACUUGUGGAGGAAUAUCAAGGAGAUGAAUCAAGUCAAAGUAAAAUGUUAGUUGUUGAUUACCAAAUUGUACAAGCAUGCUUGUCUACUUUUUCCAAUCGAGGGUAUAUAAUUGCAAAACCGUGCAGAUUAAUCUUGUUGAUUUUA
Molecule: messenger RNA, 548 nt
Organism: Pyrus x bretschneideri (Chinese white pear)
Lineage: Eukaryota; Viridiplantae; Streptophyta; Magnoliopsida; Rosales; Rosaceae
Exons: 2
Coding region: 172-453 (93 amino acids)
Source: RefSeq, a predicted model, not a curated record